AUGCCGUCCGCUUCUGCAGGGCGGAUUGUCAAAUCCACCAGAAACAAAAAGACAACACCACACCAAAAGAACCAUCGCUGGGAGUCCUUCUCAGCCAAGGUUUCGAAGCUCCACUCGCUCGACCCUCUGCGCAGGGUGCGCCGACAUGACCUCGAUGCCGAGACUCUCGACACUGCGACUUCCUACCUCGGAAACGGGCUGGAGAAAUGGACGGACCUCAAUAUAUCGAGGGACUUCACCUCGUUCCGGAGGGAGAUCCUGCCCCUCUGCGAAAGCCUGCCGCAAAUCCUCCAUUUCGAGGACAAGAUCAUGGAUAUACUCGCCACAUACAUCAGCCGCGAAGAGAAGGAAUCGCUGGAGGCGCUGCUCGACCUACUGACAGCUUUUGCUCACGACCUUGGCGUGCGCUUCGAGAAGCACUACCCGCGGGCGCUCGAGCUCAUCACGACCAUCGCGAGCAAACCGCAACCCGUCGAGGUGAUUGAGUGGACCUUUGCCGCUCUGGCUUUUCUGUUCAAGUACCUUGCACGCCUGCUCGUUCCGGACCUGCGACCGACAUAUGAUGCCCUAGCGCCGCUGCUGGGCAAGGAGCGGCAGCCCGGCCACAUCGCGAGGUUCGCCGCGGAGGCGCUGAGCUUCCUGAUCAAGAAGGCAGCGGCGCCGGCGAACAAGGAGAAGGCUCUGCCGCAGAUUGUGCAGCACGCCCGGGAUGAUCUGAAGAGCACUGUCGGCACGAAGCAGCAUUCGCUCUAUUACCACGGCCUGAUGACCAUGUUCGCAGAGGCAAUCAAGAGCUCAGGGAACACUGUGCACUCGACCGGUCCGGAUAUCUUUACCUGCCUGCUGCGCUGUGUUCCGGACGACGAGCUGGUCCCGGGAGGGGCGGCCAUCUGGAUAGAUCUGUGCUGCGGCGUGCUCACGAGCAUUAUCCACCAUUCUACUCCAGAGACCUUUGAUACCAUGGCCGAUGCGAUUGUUGCGGAGGCUACUGCGUGGGUUUCAGACCCGUCUUCAACGGAGAAUCCUUGGCGGUUGUCUGUCCUCACGAGAAUAUUUGGAGUUGCUGCCGGCGUUCGGAGAGGCAACAGAAUCAGCGCAUGGCCCGCCUUCAUCCAAGCCUUUUCGAAGGUUAUCGACUCGCUUUCCAAAUCAGCAGACAAAGUCUCGCAAUACGAUGCCUCACAGAUAUGGCAACACAUUCUGGUCAACACUGCCGUUGUGUGGAACCAGGCCGCCAUGGAUGCCCUAAUCCCUCACAUUUCGCAGUUGAUGAACGCCAUGACCCGGGAGCCCUUGAUGCGCUGGUACAUACCGUUUUGUGCCUAUUUUGCGGAGCUCGACUCGGGCCGCUUCCGCACCUUGUUCCAGAAGCACUUCCAAAGGUUUGUCGUCGCGCACUGGUCGGACGACGACAACGAGCAGGUCAUCUGCAUACUCCUCCCCCGUAUGGUCGCGAAUGGCGGCUUGCCCAGCGUUGGCGACAAAGAGGCCUUCCCGCUUCCCCAGUCCUGGCAGGACCAGAUAGUAAGCAAGUUUGAACGCCUGGAAAUCACGCCAUUCCCCGAACGAGGCACCUACGAUAAGGAUCCCAAGACCUGGCGAGACAAAUGCCUUCCUAUGUACUCCUCUCUGCUGGAGAUCCUGGAGUGCACCUCAGUGCACCCCUCCACCAACGCCAGGAUAGCUGAGCUUCUCCUCAAAAAGCUCAAACUCGCACUGCGCCCGUCGACCUCAGAAGCCACCGAGGAGGUCAUCUUCAUCCUAACCCGCGGCUUCCGUGCGUACUUGCGAAUGACAAAGAUUGUGGGCUCCCUGGAUAGCAGUCUUCGGCCUCUCCUCAGGGCCGCUGCGCCGAGGUUUGCGAGAUUCGCCGAGUUCCUCGAGGCGCUACAUCUUUACGAGCAGACGCUUGGCCCCAAGGUGCCAGUUGACGGAAACAGCAGUAACGGCAGUGAGAGUCCUCAACCCGAGGAAGACCACUUCGUAAAGGCCCUGGUAGGGAACCUUGCUGCUCCCUCCCACAGAUUGCGCCUCGUAUCAUUACAGUUGCUGCAAUCCUUGGACGUUACCCCUGAUCAGCUCUCGGUGCUAGCGAUCAUGACGCAGACCGAGGAGACGCCUCUGAACCUCCAGAGCACGAGGACCAUCUCGGCUCACCUGCGCAAGCUCGGUCAGCUGUAUGGUCAUUUGGAAGGAUCUACCUGGUUGGUCCAGGCCGUCCCGUCGUUUCUGUUCGGAAUGAUGACUGUACCAUUAUCUCCUGUGUGGGACGACGCGGUCCAAGCCAUGAAGCAGGUUGCGGAGAGCAAGUCUGGCGAGGAGGCGAUUCCCGCCCUUGCAUUCGAGUGGCUCGAGGUCGCAUCUCCUCGAUGGAGCGGGCCGCAGAGACAGCCAACCGAGGCCACACACCAACCCCUGACGGAUUUUGAGUGCCUCAACUACAACAGGCUACAAAGUCUCUCAAGCGAGACGACUAAGGUCAUCAGAGAAUCUUCGGAGAUCAUGCGCGAGGCUUUUGAGAACAGUCAGGAGGUCGUGCCCUUGCAUGCCCACAACGCACGAAGCAAGGCUCUCAAGGUCUUGCAGGCUCUGCCGGGCUUGGCGGAGAAGAGAUCCCGCAAGCUCGUCCCUCAUCUGUUCUCCUGGAACGAGGACAAGCACGUUCUUGCAGAAGGAGAUGAUGGUGAAGAACAGGAGGAGUCUUCAGCUGACGCCGGCUGGUCCCUGGCAGAUCGAAAGGCCUUAGUCGGGGUCUUUGCGCAGUUCGUCAACCCCCGCGUCUUGUACCAACACGAAAAGGUUUACGACAUUAUGCUCAAGCUCAUGGCGAAUGGUGACAUUGAGAUCCAAAAACUGGCCUUGAAGGCGAUACUCGCCUGGAAGCAGGAGGGCCUAAAGCCAUACCGGGAAAACCUCGAGUACCUGCUAGACGAAGCCAGGUUCAAGAACGAGCUCACUGUGUUGUUUCAGGGUGAUCACAGGAUUCAGCCAGAGCACCGCGCGGAUCUCAUGCCUGUGCUUUUACGGCUGUUGUAUGGACGGACGAUCUCCAAGAAGGGCGCUGCUAGCGGCAGGCAUGGCCUGCAAGCAACGCGACUGGCGGUCAUUCGCAUUCUGGACGUAGAGGACGUUGGUGCGUUCCUCCAGAUCGCCCUGGGAGAGCUCCAGGGGGUCCAAGUCGUCAACAGCUCUGGCGUGGAGGAGAGCACAUUCUCCAGAGAGGUCAUUGCUGUUCGGAAACAAGUCGGUCUCUUAAACAUGCUCGAGUCUAUCAUCAACGAGCUCGGUACGGCAGUCGAGCCGUACAUGGCUGCCCUUGUCCAUGCCAUCCUGUACUGCUUGAUCUCGGCGUGCCGAGUGCUGUACGCAGUGCAGGAUGAGGAGUCUGAGUUUGAAGACGAGAAGAGCAAUGUGUCCUUGAAUCGUGUCGUGAGGACGACUUCACUCAAGUGCCUGUGUUCGCUUUUCAGGAACGCCCCUGGAUUCGACUGGACAGCGUACGAAAACGUCCUGGUCUCUGAGAUAAUCAGUCCUACGAUUGAAAAGCUCCCCGUAGAGACGACCCAAAGCGUGUCCUGGACUUGGAGGCUGCUGUCGACCUGGUCACAGCUUCCGAAGGCUGCUCUAUUCCUCUCCAUUGACGAGCGAAUCGUCCCUACAAUCAUCAGCUCUUUGUCUGUGGAGAAGAGCAAAGAUGAGAUCAAGAUCUUUGCUCUCAGCAUCGUCAGAAAUCUCGUUCAACUCGGCGAGGCGCCGGCGUCGGAGUCCGAGUUCAAUGAGCUCAUCAAGUCGGAGCUUCUCGUGCCCCACAUCGACCUCUUGCUGAAGAGCAUUGGUGGCCUCCUCAGAGACAAGCCGGACAUGGGCCGCAACCUGUUGGAAGCGGCCGUUGAGACGGUCGUCGAGGUCGCGCCCCUUGUCGAGGAGUCGGAGCACGUCAAGAAUCUGGUCGAAAUCUCGGCCUUCCUUCUCAACCAGCCGUCACGCCGGGUCAACCCUAAGGUCAAGGGGUCGAUCUUGUUGAUUCUCGAGCGCUUCAUUCAACUAGAGGACCUCCAGAGCGACGCCGACUUGAAGCAAAAGGUGUACAAGACUCUGUCGUCUCUCUUCAGCUUCUUCAAGGACAGACAAAAUAGGCAGUCGCUUGUGCGAGCACUGCUCGUCUUCGCCUCGCAGGACGAAUCUGUCGAGGCCGUGGCCAAGUACUGCGAUGACUUGAACUCUUACAAGGAGAGGGGUUUGGAUCAGCUCGAUUAUGACCGGCGCCUCUCUGCAUACAACGCCAUUGCUCAGGCCGGAACUGAUGCCUUUACUAUCAACCAAUGGUUGCCGAUCCUGCAUAACAUGGUCUUCUACAUCAAACAGGACGAGGAGUUUGGUGUUUUGUCGUCCAACUCUGCCGACGUGAUCUGCAAGUUCAUCGACGCCGUUGCCGCCAAGCAGGGAGGCGCUGACGAGGAGAGCUUUGUGGCCGUGUUGACGGAUGUCAUCAUGCCCACUAUCUACGCGGGAUCUCGUGAGGAUUCCGAGACGGUCAGACGCGAAGUCAUCCGCGUGCUCGGCUUCCUCGUUUCGGCCAUGCCGUCUUGGGCACCGGUGGCGGAUCUCGCACCACUGGCUGUCAGCGAAGAGCAGGACUCGGAGAGGGCGUUUUUCUUCCACAUCCUCAGUCCCGCGGUCUCGAGACAACUGCAGGCCCUUCAGCUACUUGAAGGAGUGAAUGCCAAGACUGAAUUCAGCAGCAAGAACAUCAGCCAAUUCUUCAUCCCGCUGCUGGAGCAUUUUAUCUUCGGCCGUGAAGAUGGAGCGGACGACCACGGCCUCGGCGCCCAGGCGAGCAACACGAUUGCGGCGCUCUCUGCUUCCCUCGAGUGGGCACAGUACCGUGCGCUUUUGCGUCGCUUCAUCUCCUUCGUCGAGAGCAAGCCCGACCUGCAGAAGCAAGUCAUCCGACUCUUGGAUAGAACCACCGACGCCCUCGCGCGAGCUACGGCCCAGAAGUCGGCCGAUUCGAUGGAGGUAGACCAGCCAAGUGAAGUUGAUGCCACCGUGUGCCGUCUAGCGAAAACGCUCCCGGGGACUAGCAAGUUGUCUGAUGAGCUUGUCAACAAUCAGCUACCUACCUUGAUCGGUCACCUUCACGAAAAGGACGAGGCGACCGUCAGUGCGCGUGUCCCGGUCGGAGUCAUCGUUGUCAAGCUGCUCAACAUCCUUCCUGACGAGGUCAGAGACCAGAAGCUUGCAGGCGUGCUGACUGACAUCUGCCACAUCUUACGCAGCAAGGCCUGGGAGUCCCGUGAGAUGGCUCGCGACACCCUGGCCAAGAUCUCGUCUAUCCUGGGCCCAUCUUGCUUUGGCUUCAUUCUCACCGAGCUCCGCGGUGCCCUGACUCGGGGGUCCCAGCUGCACAUUUUGUCAUACAGUAUGCAUACCCUGCUCCUUGUCGCUAUUCCUCAGUUCGGCCAGGGAGACCUUGAUUACUGCCUACCUUCCAUUGUGGCGAUCAUUAUGGACGAUAUCUUUGGUGUCACUGGACAAGAGAAGGAUGCCGAGGAUUACAACAGCAAGAUGAAGGAGGUCAAGAGUAGUAAGAGCCAAGACUCCAUGGAGCUCAUUGCGAAGAACGCCUCCGUCAGCCAUCUCGUCGAGCUCGUCCAGCCGUUGCAGGCCAUGUUGUUGGAAAAGCUAGACAUCCGCCUGGCUCGCAAGAUCGACGAGCUCCUUAACCGCAUCGCGUCGGGUCUCCUGCAAAAUCCCGCUGCCGAGAGCCGAGACACUCUAGUGUUCUGCUAUGAAGUCAUUCAAGAUGUCUACAGAAGCCAGAAGCCCAAGGAAGAGCCCAAGAUGGACCCGAGGGUGAAGCGUUAUCUCAUUCAAAAGGGAGCCAAGAAGACGUCUGAGCGCGGAAUGUCGACCAAGUACACGCACAAGCUCGUCAGAUUCGCGCUCGAUGUCUUGCGGUCUAUCCUGAGGAAGCACGACAGCCUGAGGAACGCGGGCAACAUCAGUGGCUUCCUGCCCAUCUUGGGUGACGCUGUGAUUGCCGGUGAGGAGGAGGUCAAGAUUGCGGCUUUCAAGCUGUUGACUGUCCUUGUCAAGGUACCGUUCAAGACGGACGAGUCCACUAGCCUUUACAAGGUCGCUCUCAAAGAGGCCUUGAAAGCCAUUUCCCAGUCCACGACUACGUCCAGCGACCUUCCGCAAUCGGCACUGAAGCUCGUCUCGGUCGUGCUGCGUGACCGCCGCGAGAUCCCAGUCAAGGAUGCAGCCGUCGACAUGCUCCUCUCCAAACUCAAGGACGACCUGACCGAGCCCCUCUAUCGGCACGUCACCUUCAACUUCCUCCGGUCGGUUCUGGAUCGAAGGAUAGAGACGGCCUCGGUAUACGACACCCUUGAUUAUGUGGGCACCGUCAUGAUCACCAACGACGACAAGGAGACGCGGAACCUGGCCAGGGGUGCCUUCUUCCAAUUUCUUCGGGACUACCCGCAGAAGAAGAGCAGAUGGCAGAAGCAGCUGGCGUUUGUCGUUGCCAACCUCAAGUACGAUCGAGAGGGCGGUCGGCUGUCGGUGAUGGAGGUCGUACACCUCUUGCUGCAAAAAUCGGCCGAUGAGUUCACUCAGGAAGUCAUCUCCACCUGCUUCAUCCCCCUGAUUUUCGUACUGGCGAACGACGACAGCGAGAAGUGCCGCCUCGUCGCCGCGGAGCUGCUCAAGGAGAUCUUCCGCCGGAGCAGCAAGGAGAACACGCAGAACUUCCUCAAGCUCCUCCGCUCGUGGAUCGAUCAGGACGAGAAGCCAGCCGUGAUGACGCUCGCGCUGCAUGCUUUCGGCUUGUAUUUUGAUGCCAAGGAGCCCGAGAACAAGGACAAGAAGGAUCUAAACCUGGUGCUUGGCAAGAUUGCUGGAGUGGUCGAGGGUGGAGCGGCGGAUGACGCCGAUCUCGUCAACGUUGCGCUCCAGACCGUGCAGGUACUGGUCGUUAAGCAUCCUUCGCGGGUGCUUGGGACGGACUCGGAGCAGCUCUGGGAACAGAUCAGAAGCUCGCUAUCGAGCACAGACAAUGCGGUCCGCCUGACGGCUAUGAAGCUGGUCGGCUCCUAUCUGGCUGACUUUGCUAGCAAUGAGGGCGGUACCAAGGGCUCUCAUGGCCUGGAGCUUGGCAACGACGAGGUCUCGCAGUUGGUCCGUCUGAUGCUCCGUAUUCUGGGAACACAGGAACUGGAGGACUCCCUUGCCGAGGAAGUCGUUCGAACUCUGAUUUUCCUCGGCCGAUACCUGGCAACUCCCACUGAGACGUCCGAGGCAGAUGCCGAAGAGGAGGAGGCGGAGGACGUGGAAGAAGAGGAAGAAGGAGAUGAAGCCGAGUCAGAAGGCAACGAGCCUGAAGAGGAAGACCGCCAGCUGGGCCUCGGGUACCUCUUCAACCGCCUCGCGGCAAUCAUCCGGAAGGAGACGCCGCCCAAGGCGACGGCGCUCGUGUCCAAGCUCUCGGCGAUGCACGUCCUCGAGGUGUUCUGCAGCACGACGCCGCGCGCGGGCCUGGACGCGCGCUCGAUGCGGCGCGUCCUGCGGCCGCUGCGCAACCUGACGGACCCGACGAUCCCGGCGCCCUUCUCGACGGAGGAGCUGUUCCGGACGCGGCACGAGGAGCUCAAGGCGAAGGCGCACGCGGUCAUGGAGGUGCUGCAGAAGAAGCUGGGCACGGCGGACUACACGCGGCACCUGCUGGCCGCGGGCGAGGAGGCGAAGGGCCGGCGGGAGCAGCGGGCGGGCAAGCGCAAGAUCUACGCCGUGACGAACCCGGAGAGGGCCGGGCGGGACAAGAGGAAGCGGUUUGAGAAGAAGAGGGAGAGGAGGAAGGUUAAGGGGCAGGAGCAUCGGAGUAUGCGAAGGGGGUACUAG
Messenger RNA from Thyridium curvatum, 7905 nucleotides. RefSeq lists its product as uncharacterized. Lineage: Eukaryota; Fungi; Ascomycota; Sordariomycetes; Thyridiales; Thyridiaceae. The transcript has a single exon. Bases 1 to 7905 code for a protein of 2634 amino acids. The record is from RefSeq and is a predicted model, not a curated record. Gene Ontology annotation, cellular component: 90S preribosome; small-subunit processome; nucleolus.